Xylaria bambusicola is the source of this 871-nucleotide messenger RNA. RefSeq lists its product as uncharacterized. The coding region runs from base 147 to 764 and encodes 205 amino acids. The record is from RefSeq and is a predicted model, not a curated record. The transcript has a single exon. Lineage: Eukaryota; Fungi; Ascomycota; Sordariomycetes; Xylariales; Xylariaceae.
UCUGCAGGCUGUACCGCCACCACUGCUGCUUGGAGACUAGUAGAGCCAUUCUGUCCGAGCUGGACCUCUCCAUCCUCCUGCGCUUCUUCUCCAUCUUCCUGGGCAUCCUCUCCUUCCUCCACGCCAUCUUCUUCCUCGCCCCUGCCAUGUGCGCGGCCUUGCCUGCUAUACGCGCGGCCUUGCCAGCCGGGCGCCCAGUUUACUCCAUUGCGCGGGAAGGCGGGCUGCCAACCAGACUCUCCAAAGAGGAACAGAAACACAUACCGCAGGCAGUUGUACUUAGCCGUGUUUUCGCUAAUGUACUAGAGGCGCCCAGUUGCUGCGUUCUGCAAGACGAGAUGGCGAUUUGCAACUGCAUCCUCGCGCGUAGAGAUUGGAAUCAGCGCGGCAACUUCCUCGACCUGCGGCCGGUUGUAGGUGCGUGGAUCUGCAGUAACGGCCUCUUCAAUCCCGAGUCGAAGCGUCACGCUCUUGUCGUUCCUUAUACGCUCUGCAUUCUGGCGGAACGCGCGCACAUAAGGAUGGUGCUGCCACAGGAGCUCUUGGAUAGUGCGCAUAAUGUCUCUGUCGAUAUUGUGGAACGCCUCCAUCCUACGCUCGAGUUGCUCCUCGAAUCCGUCGUAGAUGUAGAGCUGCGCAAAGGAGGGAAGAUUGCCUUCAGCAGGAAAGAGGGCGCCAAUAGAAUGAUGGAGCGCACCAUGCAGCCGAAAUGUGUAGGCGCCGCGCAGCUGCCGCGCAAGAGUGUUGUCAAAUUGGGUCCCUAAAGAGGCGAGCGCAAAGGCGUUGUUAAUGUGCCGGAUGAAGCGGUAGAACUCCUCAGAGCGCUUUGUCCGGCGCACGCGCCCAUUGACAGUGACAGUGCCAGCCAGCA